CUCGUACUCGGUGCUUCCUCCGUACCCUUCUAGAAGCUUCUCCAGUUCCUCCCACGUGGCAGGCUUGUGUCCUCCGCCGCCGCCGCGCACCUCCAGCCUCCGGCGCCACUCAGCGUGAUCGGAGGGUUUGCACUCGAUGACGAUGAGGCGGGCGGAAGCGGAGGCGGCGAGGUGGCGGAGGCGGUGGAGGUGGGCCGGACGGGAGAGGGGAGAGUCGAGAAGGACGCUGAGGCGGAGGCGGAGUUGGGUGGAGGCAAUCUGCCAGAUGGCAUCGUAUGAUAGGUCGUUGAGGAGUGACGCGGGUGAGGUUGGGUAUAACGGAAGAGUGCAGUCUUUAACGUCGUCUUUGUCGAGUAGAGGGAUUCGUAGUGCUGAGGCUAUGGACUUUGCCAGCGUGCUCUUCCCACUCCCAGGGUGUCCCUUCAUCGCUAUUAUCACCGGAACUUCUAAUUUUUCCAUACACCCCCACCACUUCCUUCCUAUCUAUAUUUAUUUCUAAAAAAUAGAUAUAACAACACGAAUUAAUCAACUUUUAUUAACAAAGUUUAAAUGUAAUUUGAAUUUAUAAAAAGAAUGUCUAAAAUAGAUAAAAAUUUAUUUUUUAAGAUUUAAAUUAUGCUAAACUUAAUCAGAUGGAGUUAAAAAUGUUGAGAUUUAAUUUGGGUUGAAAAUUCAGUCUUAACAUUUUAUGAUAAACCCAUUAUGAAUAAGAAUAACCCUACUCAAUAGCUAUUUUCCUCACCAUAAUGCAUAAUUUUCUCGUUUCAAGGUUAGGUGCUUCCUUCGCAUUCCCAAUCUCACACCGAUUCCAAAUCCUUUUCUUCACCUCAUUGCCUACCUUUUUCAAAUCAAAGAAAAACCCACCCAAAGAUGACAACUUUACGGUCUCUUACCUCGUCACCUCAUGUGGGUUGUCGCCCGAUACCGCCGCGCGUCUGUCCAGAAACCUCAGACUCAAAAAUUCGUACAAACCAAAUGCGGUCCUCAACCUUCUAAAAAACCACGGAUUCUCCAAAACCCAGAUUGCCACAUACGUCCAGCAACAUCCCAGGGUGCUUCUCAACAAGGCCCAGAAGACCCUUUUGCCUAAGCUCAAGUUCAUCCACUCCAUUGGGGUUCCAAUCUCUGAAAUCCCACGCGUCAUUGCUCGUAACCAUAAACUCUUAAUAAGGAGCUUGUACAACUGGCUCGUCCCUCAUUAUAAGGUCCUUAGAAGUGUUCUUCGCAGUGAUGAGGAAGUUGUUAGGGCUUUAAGGCACGGUGCACUUUCAUUUCAAUAUGGUUACCUUACUGUGAAAAAUUUGGCCUCUAACGUUAGUGUUUUGAGAGACUCUGGCGUGCCUCAAGCUUGCAUCUCUUACUUGGUGAUGUAUCACCCAACUUCAGCAUUUAGGAAACAUUCAGAGUUUGUGGAAGGUGUUCAGUUAGCUAAGAAGAUGGGGCUUGAUCCUUUGAAAAUAUCUUAUGUCAGUGCUAUCCAUGUGCUUAUCCAUGUGGAUGGAGCACGGUGGGAAGCCAGAUUAGCUGCUUAUGCGAAGUGCGGUUGGUCUCAUGAAAUCUCUCUUAUGGUGUUUAGAAAGUCUCCAGUUCUAAUGUCGUUUACAGAGGAGAGGAUUGUGAAAUCAAUGAAUUUCCUUGUUAGGGAUAUGGGUUGGGCACUAGAAGAUAUUGCUAGAUCCCCUCAGGUUCUAGCCUACAGCUUGGAGAAGAGAAUUAUACCCAGAUGUACGGUAAUUAAUGUAUUGAAAUCAAAAGGUUUGCUCAAGAAUCGUUUAAGUUUAGGUACCUUUUUGUGCAUAAGGGAGGAUAUUUUUGUGAAGAAGUUUGUGACCAAAUUUCUGGAGGAUGUGCCUCUAUUGCUGGAUGUAUAUCAAGGUUCUAUUGAUCAUCGAGAUGUAUUAUAGUCUUUGAAGGUUCUUUUGGUCUAUGCUUCUAACUUCCAAUCUGCUAUGGUUGCUGACUUGUAGGGCAUUUCAUUGGUAAACUGAACUUGUAGUUUUUAUGCUUUCGUUUUUUGUGGAAAGAUUUGAUUUGUACUUCUCGGGUGGAGAAGGACUUUUUCUAUUGAUUUAUGGCAUACUAGUGCCAUAAUCACUGAAAGGAGACUUACAUGUGGUUUUCAGUUUUAUUGUAUUGUUCAUUUUGAUAGUACAAAACACGCUGAAAGGAGAGUGCCUUUGUUUUGUAAGAAAUGGGUAAGACUGAUAACUUUGGCCUUGCUCUCUGCGUUUUUUUAUUUUGUUUAAAGUUUAAAUUUUAAGUAUCUUGUUUAUCAAGAGAAACAUUUGUUCGAACAUGUUUUGGAUAAUAUACAUGCUA
Abrus precatorius (Indian licorice) is the source of this 2319-nucleotide messenger RNA. Its product is annotated as transcription termination factor MTERF2, chloroplastic-like. Gene Ontology annotation, molecular function: double-stranded DNA binding. Gene Ontology annotation, cellular component: chloroplast. The coding region runs from base 747 to 1904 and encodes 385 amino acids. NCBI's taxonomy places the organism in Eukaryota, Viridiplantae, Streptophyta, Magnoliopsida, Fabales, Fabaceae. The record is from RefSeq and is a predicted model, not a curated record. The transcript has a single exon. Gene Ontology annotation, biological process: regulation of DNA-templated transcription; chloroplast organization.